Molecule: messenger RNA, 3545 nt
Organism: Cololabis saira (Pacific saury)
Lineage: Eukaryota; Metazoa; Chordata; Actinopteri; Beloniformes; Belonidae
Gene: gmps
Product: guanine monophosphate synthase
Exons: 16
Coding region: 237-2309 (690 amino acids)
Biological process (GO): GMP biosynthetic process
Cellular component (GO): cytosol
Molecular function (GO): GMP synthase activity; GMP synthase (glutamine-hydrolyzing) activity; ATP binding
Source: RefSeq, a predicted model, not a curated record
CUCUCCCCUCCCGCUCUGCCCCGACCAUCCGCCGGGGGGAACUUUGCGCUCCACCCAUGAAAACACAGACAUAUUUAUCUAGUCUGCUUCUUCCAGUCUGAAACUUGUUUUCCCUUCACGCAGGGCUACAGACCUCCCCCCCUCCCCUACAGCCCGGUCUGCUCCAGCAGGACGAGCUCUUCCAGAGAGCAGCAGCAGCGGCAGCAGCAGCAGCAGCAGCAGCAGCACGGUCCUCCAUGGCUCUGUGCAACGGAGACAGCAAGCUGGAGAUCAGCAGUUCAGAGCAGAAUGGGUCGUGUGAGGGGGCAGUGGCCAUCCUUGAUGCAGGAGCCCAAUAUGGGAAGGUGAUUGACAGACGAGUGCGAGAGCUGUGUGUACGCUCAGAGAUCCUACCCUUAGAAACCCCAGCCUUUGCCAUCAGAGAGCAGGGUUACAGAGCAAUUAUUAUUUCAGGAGGUCCAGCGUCAGUCUAUGCAGAAGAUGCUCCCUGGUUCGACCCUGCCAUAUUCACCAUUGGAAAGCCUGUUCUGGGAAUUUGCUAUGGGAUGCAGAUGAUGAAUAAGGUUUUUGGUGGAACAGUACACAGAAAGAGUGUAAGGGAGGAUGGAGUGUUCAAUAUUGGAGUGGACAACACAUGUUCCCUUUUCAGAGGCCUUCAGAAGGAGGAACUGGUGCUGCUGACCCAUGGAGACAGUGUGGAUAAAGUUGCAGAUGGCUUUAAAGUGGUGGCUCAAUCAGGAAACAUCAUUGCUGGAAUUGCUAACGAACAGAAGAAGCUGUAUGGGACACAGUUUCAUCCUGAGGUUGACUUAACAGAGCGAGGCAUGGAGAUGCUGCGUAACUUCUUGUUUGAGAUUGCGGGAUGUACAAGUAACUUCACUGUACAAAACCGUGAGCAGGUCUGCAUCGAUGAGAUCAGAGAAAAAGUAGACAAGGCCAAAGUUCUGGUGCUACUAAGUGGUGGAGUAGACUCAACAGUUUGCACAGCCCUCCUCAACAAAGCUCUGAACCAGGACCAAGUGAUCGCCGUUCACAUCGACAACGGCUUCAUGAGGAAGAGGGAGAGUCAAAGUGUGGAAGAGGCCCUCACCAGGCUGGGGAUCAAACUCAAAGUGGUGAAUGCAGCACACACCUUCUACAAUGGAACUACAACCCUUCCCAUCUCAGAGGAGGACCGGACGCCACGGAAGAGAAUCAGCAAGACCUUGAAUAUGACCACCAACCCCGAGGAGAAGAGGAAAAUCAUUGGAGAUACAUUUGUCAAAGUGGCGAAUGAAGUAAUUGGAGAGAUGAAUCUGAAACCAGAAGACGUUUUCCUGGCGCAGGGUACUCUGAGGCCUGAUCUCAUUGAGAGUGCUUCUCAUCUUGCCAGCGGCAAGGCAGAGGUCAUCAAAACGCAUCACAACGACACAGAGCUCAUCCGCAAACUCAGAGAUGAGGGGAAAGUAAUCGAACCUCUUAAAGAUUUCCAUAAAGAUGAGGUGAGAGCACUGGGGAGAGAGCUGGGCCUACCAGAGGAGAUUGUCUCUCGGCAUCCCUUCCCUGGUCCUGGUUUAUCCAUCAGAGUGAUUUGUGCAGAGGAACCUUACAUUUGUAAGGAUUUUGCUGAAACAAACAACAUUCUCAAAAUCAUAACAGACUUUUCUGCAAGUGUCAAAAAGCCCCAUGCCUUGCUCCAGAGAGUGAAGUCAUGCAUGUCAGACGAGGAGGAGGAGAAGCUCAUGCAGAUCACCAGCCUUCAUUCACUCAAUGCCUUCCUGCUGCCAAUCAAAACUGUUGGUGUCCAGGGCGAUUGCCGCUCCUACAGUUACGUGUGUGGUGUGACCAGUAAAGAAUCUCCACACUGGGAAUCCCUCAUGUUCCUGGCUAGACUCAUCCCUCGCAUUUGCCAUACUAUCAAUAGAGUUGUGUAUGUAUUUGGUUCGCAUGUAAAGGAGCCACCAACAGACAUUACCCCGACUUUCCUGACCACAGGUGUUCUGAGCACGCUCAGACAGGCCGACUUUGUGGCUCAUUCUAUUCUUAGAGAGUCUGGCUAUUCCAGCAAGAUCAGCCAGAUGCCGAUCAUCCUCGCCCCCCUGCACUUUGAUCGUGACCCUCUGCAAAAGCAGCCCUCCUGCCGGCGUUCUGUUGUGGUCCGCACCUUCAUCACCAGCGACUUCAUGACUGGCAUCGCGGCCAUGCCUGGCAAUCACAUCCCAGAGGAGGUCGUGCUGAAAAUGGUAAAUGAGAUCAACAAAAUCCCCGGCAUCUCCAGAGUCAUGUUUGACCUGACCUCCAAACCACCCGGGACCACGGAGUGGGAAUAAAACGCAACAUUGCUGCAUAUCGAUAGGACACACACACAAUGCACAAACACACUGCAAAUAUAGUGGGGCUUGUGAACUGCUCUCCUUGUCUGCCCUUCCCACCCUUCCCAACCCCAACCCCAGAUCCCUCCUCCCUCCCGUACUUCCCGUAUAUCUUCAACAUUCCUCCAGAGGGCAGACUAUACUGUGACAGGCGCUCACGCAGAGGUGCCACUGCUCUGCUGUUCCCACCACUCCUCCCUGGUCUUAAUGUUUUUGGCGAUAGGAUUGAUUUAAUGUUGGUUAAUAAUAAUAUAUUGUCAUUCUGAUUCAUGUAUAACGAUGCAUUUCCUUGCUAUGAUGAAAAGGUCUAUUGCUGCUUCCUUUUCUGAGGUCAACCAUUAAAAGCAAGUGGCGAGAAGCUGUGACGGUAAAGUGGACUUGAUGUUGUGCCUCAGAAUACGUUAUAGGAUGUGUGAAACAUGAAGACAUGUAAACAGUAGUGCCAUUAAAGAAAUAAAGAUAAAGAGAAAAAAAAGUCAGUUGGAGGGGAACCAUUGAAACUCUUCAGCAGUUGCUUUCUUGUUCAAUGUUUUUGUUUUGCUGCUGUAGGUCAGAAUGCUCUCAGCUUAAGACUAUCCUCUAUUCGUUCAUUCUCACUUUCUGCCUGUUUACUGUGCUGUGACGAAGGUUGUCUGAACAGAACCAUUUUUAAACUUCUUUUGCCAAAAGUACAAUAUGCUGUAGUAAUGCUAACUCCAUGGGCUCCUGACGAUCUUUUCCAAAAACCUUUUAUUUUCCCCUCUUUUUGCCAGCAGCUGUUGACUUGUUGCCGUGCCCGUCGUGGACGGCAGUAAAACCCAAGAAUAGUUUCAGUGUUUCUCCUGGGCAGCUGUGAAGGAGGCCGGUGGGAUUUGUAACUUUGUACGUGCCCGUUCUGUGGUUAAUCGUUGGUGUGACUAGACCUGGACUCUUAUGUGUCCAGAGAGGAGGAUAUAACGCCGCCAUCCUCGCGCUGCAAUAUGUAUGCUUUUUGUGAAGAAACAUUAAAAGGCAAGGAGGACUAAUAUUAAAUUUCUAAGUACAGUAGAAUUUAUAACCACAUUGUGUCAGUUGCUGUUGUCACUUCAUGAUUUGGCUGCUCUUGCGUUGUACGGGGGCACAUUUCUUUUGCAUACAGGACUGUCUCAGAAAAUUAGAUUAUUGUGAUAAAGUUCUUUAUUUUCUGUAAUGCAAUUUAAAAAAAAAAAAAAAAAA